Molecule: messenger RNA, 2667 nt
Organism: Lymnaea stagnalis (great pond snail)
Lineage: Eukaryota; Metazoa; Mollusca; Gastropoda; Lymnaeidae
Source: the annotation of a GenBank genome assembly
AUCAUGACGUCGGCGGAUAGGGGUCGUGCCUGGCAACCGGAGGCCAUUCUUUGAUUUAGCAACAGUAGAGCGAUUUUUAUCAUCGCUCGUUAGUGCUGCUGCGGAUUAAUUACAAGUGUUUUAUUUCAAUUUUUUGGAUUUCUGUGCAAGUAUUUUAAAAUGUAGUGGUUAUAAAGAAAAAUGAGGUGUGUGAGGCGUUUAUUUGUUCGUAAACGAUGGAAUUAUGACAGCUAAAAUAAAACCUCUGCUUGUGCAGCAGCGUCCACCGCUGAUUUCAACUACAAUGUACACACACACAAUUGAAGGUAGCCACUCGCACCAUCUCCCACCAUUGGCUAGUCAGACAGUUGGUGGUGGGAGUAGUGGUCAUGGUGUACGUGUCCAGCAGUUAUUUGAAGACCACAAACAUCACACAGAGAAGCGCGAAGUUAUUCAAAAUGGCGGCGGUGGGGACGACCAGUCCCUAUCUCAAGUCCCUCGUCCAAGUUCUAGUGCUGGUAGCACUGGGAGCAAAGGCUCUGGUGUUAGAAGAGGAAACAGGAUGAGCCCAGAGCUAGCGAUGAAGCAAUACAUGCACAAACUCAGUUCAUAUGAACAUCAUGAAAUUUUUAGUUAUCCAGACAUUUAUUUUGUUGGUCAGAGUGCCAAAAAGAAGCAAGGAGUCAUAGGAGGAUCAAACAACAAUGGGUAUGAUGAUGAAAAUGGAUCCUAUGUGCAUGUGCCUCAUGACCAUAUAUCAUAUCGCUUUGAAGUCCUGAAAGUUAUUGGAAAAGGUAGCUUUGGUCAGGUAGUCAAAGCUUAUGAUCAUAAAACUCAAAUACAUGUUGCUUUAAAAAUGGUAAGGAAUGAGAAACGCUUUCAUCGACAAGCCCAAGAAGAGAUUAGAAUUUUGGAACAUUUGAAAAAGCAAGAUAAAGAUAACAAUAUGAAUAUUGUUCACAUGUAUGAAAAUUUUACAUUUAGGAACCACAUCUGUAUUACUUUUGAGUUGCUUAGCAUGAACUUGUAUGAACUUAUUAAAAAGAACAAAUUCCAGGGCUUUAGUCUACAGUUGGUCCGAAAGUUUGCUCACUCAAUCCUGCAGUGCCUGGAUGCCCUCUUUAAGAAUCGAAUAAUUCAUUGUGAUCUCAAGCCUGAGAACAUUUUGCUCAAGCAACAAGGCCGGAGUGGUAUUAAAGUUAUUGACUUUGGUUCAAGUUGCUACGAGCAUCAGAGGAUCUACACUUACAUUCAGUCACGGUUUUAUCGUGCUCCAGAAGUAAUUGUUGGUGCCAAAUAUGGAAUGCCUAUCGAUAUGUGGAGCUUGGGUUGUAUUCUUGCUGAACUUUUGACUGGCUAUCCCCUGUUUCCAGGUGAAGAUGAAGGUGACCAGCUGGCGUGUAUUAUUGAGCUGCUUGGCAUGCCUCCGCAGAAGCUUUUGGAUCAGGCGAAGAGAGCUCGCAAUUUUAUUUCAUCUAAAGGAUAUCCAAGGUACUGUACUGUUAACACAUUGCCUGAUGGCAGCACAGUGUUGCAAGGCGGACGUUCACGAAGAGGAAAAACGCGAGGUCCACCUGGGUCUAAAGAUUUAGUCACAGCUCUAAAAGGUUGUGAUGAUCCUAUGUUUUUGGAUUUCAUGCGGCGAGCUUUAGACUGGGAUCCUCAAAAUCGCCUUACACCUACUCAGGCAUUGCGUCAUGCCUGGCUGAGGCGACGUCUUCCCAGACCCCCAGCUUACAACGGAGAAGUGAAAUCUGAAUCUGCAUUGAGGAGAAAUUCUUCCGGCAACCGCAGCUCAGGCAUGCCAAAAUUGGCAAAUGGGACAAUAGCCACUGCCAGUGGAAAAUCACGCCAACUUGCUAUUCAAGAUGACUUAGCAUCACAGCUGAACACUAGAACAAAGUUACCCCAAAUAGGAUCUACAAUGUAGAGCUUCAUUUGAAACAUAUUGUUAUAAUUUCUUAUGAAAUACAAAAAAUGAAUCUAGUAAUAUUAUAUAUAAAAAAGCUAUUUUGGUAUAAUGUUUUGAAAUUGUUUAUGUUGCUAUUGAUAUAUUAUUUCUCUACACUUUUACAUCCACCACCAAAAUAUCAAACACUUUUUAUAUGGGACUUCCAAUUGUUCUAAGGCAAACUUAAAGUUAAAAACUUAAUCACUAGUUAGUGUGUGGAAAAAAAAAAAAUUAUGACUUGGGAUUCUUUUGAAAUGUCUAAAAGAAAAUACUUACAAAUAGUAAUAUUUAUAAUACCUAUCAGAGUUUAAUUUUUGUAUGUAUUGCGUCAAUGGCAGUUAUAACAUUUUAAACCUAUGGAGGCUUAGUAUGAAUUCUCCAUUAUUAAAAACGGUAGUUAUCAGUUCACUUUGUCUUAAUUAAAUUUUUCAAGAAAAAUUUGGUCUUUUAAACCUAUAUUUUUAUCCCAAUCAUAAAUUAUUAAUUGCUUAAAUAAAGUUUUACAUCUCAUUUUACAAACUAUCAGUACACAUGACUAUUUUCUUAUUCUAUAAUAUCUUGUUGUUAUUACCUAACGAAUUGACUAAUAACCCCUCCUUAAGACAUGUAGCAGUCAAAUAUAUUUGGUCAAUUUUUGACUUAAAGAUACAAAAAAAAUUUUUUUUCUUUAAUACAGGUACCAAAAAUUGAAUGUUUUAUUUUAAACGUAUUGUAUUUGAUACAUAUAUGCUUUACUG